Pundamilia nyererei is the source of this 1225-nucleotide messenger RNA. RefSeq names its product ATG10 autophagy related 10 homolog (S. cerevisiae) (gene atg10). The transcript is spliced from 7 exons. Gene Ontology annotation, molecular function: Atg12 conjugating enzyme activity. NCBI's taxonomy places the organism in Eukaryota, Metazoa, Chordata, Actinopteri, Cichliformes, Cichlidae. Gene Ontology annotation, biological process: autophagy of mitochondrion; protein modification by small protein conjugation; protein lipidation. Gene Ontology annotation, cellular component: cytosol. The coding region runs from base 158 to 901 and encodes 247 amino acids. The record is from RefSeq and is a predicted model, not a curated record.
GCGGUAGGAACUGUCGUAAAACGGAUGUGGCAGUUUCGUACGGGACCCGUCGCGCAGUGCUGUGCUUGGUGAGUGCAGAUGAAAUAAACUGGAGCCGUUUUCUACCCGCACACAGGAGCAACAUUACCACAGACAACGCACCCGUCGCGUGCCGUGGAUGAGUGGGUGUGCGCUGAAUGAAAAGGAGUUCUUUUCCUGCUGUCAGCUCCUCCUGCAGCAGUCUGAGCAUCUGAGAGAUGGCUGGAGCUGGGAGGCAGUCCAGGGUUCAGAAGAGGGCUACCUCAGGAAGACUGUUCUCAGGUCAGUCGUAGCUGACUGCUGUGAUGCACAGAAACAGAAGGAAGCUGCUUCAGUUUCCCCUAUUUUCGCUCACCCCAUCCAAGAACUGCAGCAACAGGAAAGGACGCAGCCUGUUGUUGCUACCCGUUUUCAUUCUGAUGGCAUCACAGGCGACGGCGGUGAUGAGGACGAUGCAGUCUGCGUGCUGUCUGAAGGCAGCAGCCACGUGCUUCAGUACGAGUAUCACAUCCUGUACUCUUGCAGCUACAGUGCUCCUGUGCUGUAUUUCAGAGCUUUCACCCUGGAGGGUCGGAGUCUGAUGUUAGAGGACGUGUGGAGCUCUGUUCAUCCAAACUUCAGACACUGCCUUCAGAACAGUCCUUUGACUGCAAUCACUCAACAGGAGCAUCCUCUGCUGGGUCAGCCUUUCUUUAUGCUCCACCCCUGUAGAACGGAGGAGUUCAUGAGGCCUGUGCUGCAGGAGGCUCAGGAACAGCCCAGGCCAGUGAACUAUGUGUUGUUGUGGCUCAGUGUGGUGGGUCCUGUGGUGGGUCUGGACGUCCCUCUGAAGUACUGCACCCAGCUCCAUCCGUCCUCUCCCAGCAGCAGUGAGCCUGACUAGAGCUACAGCGCUCUGCUUCAGAUUUGAUGAGCAGCGCCGUGGAGACGGGAGGCGGCUCUGUGUGCGACAUUUUGCAAGGAAGACUUGCAAAUGAGUGACAUCUCCCCCGUCCGGGGAGAGUUUGGACCAGUGUUGAGAUGCUCUUUUUCCUUUAAUUUGACCACUGUCAAAAUCAGCGUUUUGAUUAGAUACCAACUCCGUGCUUUGGAGAGAUGCCCUGUGCUAUUAAUACAUUUAAUAUUUGUGUUGAUGUAAUGUAUACGAUACAUAUUGUGCUAGAAUUUAGACUCAACUGUGCAAAAUGUAAUAAAAAUAUAAUCCUGG